AUCGAGCAUAACUGCGCUUGAUUCCGCGGAAUGCCUGAGAAUAAAGGCUUCCUUCAUCAGUCGAUUACAGAAUGCAGACGAGAGUGUUUAUACUGAUGGUCUUAGCCAGCCUGGGCUCAGCUGCCACGGGUGUUAAUGGGCUUGCCGGCUUCCUGCUCCACACGCGCCGCAUCCAGGAGAGUCCGCAAAACCUUGAGCCGGAGGUGGAAUCGCUGGUGCGCAGUUCGUUCUAUGCCGCCGAUCCCGUUGUACUAUCCGUUCCCCGCUGGCUGGGCAACAAAUCAUCGCCGGAGCACUCGGCUGUGGUGGCCGCCCAACUGUCGCAGCGGGAGUGCAAUGUGAUCACCGUGGAUCUGGCGGAGACCACCAACGAGGCUGCCAUCACCGAGAGCGUGGGCAACCUGAUCGAGCUGCUACACCGCCAGUUUGAUGUGCCGCUGGAGCGGAUACUGCUGGUGGGUUUCGCGGAAGGUGCCCAUCUGGCGGGUGCUGUGGCUGCCAAAGUCGAGAGCGAUCUUGGGCAGCGAUUCCCGCACCUCACAGCCUUGGAUCCCACGGAAGCCUCACUGGAGCAUGUGCUAUCGCCCUCCGACGCGCAGUUCGUGGAGGUUGUGCACACCAAUGGCGGUGGCUUGGGCACCCUGGAGCGCCUGGGCCAUGUGGACUACUACCCCAAUGGAGGAGAGACCCAGCCAGGAUGUGUGGAAGAUUCCUGCUCGCAUGAGCGGUCCUUUGAGCUGCUGGAAGAGAUGUGGUCCCACGAGAACGACUUUGUCAGCGCUCUCUGCGGCUCUGUAGAGACAAUGAGCGUUCAAAACUGCCGCUGGGUGUCCCUCAAGAUGGGACAAAGGAGCCAAAGGGAACCCACCCCCGGAAUCUACUUCCUGGAGACGCGCAGCUCCCAGCCCUUUGCCAGAGGAGCCUACCACAUCAGCUUUUUGUGAACAGACCCAAUAAAGAAGGGAAACAAAGGAACAGGCAGGCCCUGUCAUUA
Drosophila subobscura is the source of this 994-nucleotide messenger RNA. Its product is annotated as pancreatic lipase-related protein 3. The record is from RefSeq and is a predicted model, not a curated record. The coding region runs from base 72 to 944 and encodes 290 amino acids. Gene Ontology annotation, molecular function: lipase activity. Lineage: Eukaryota; Metazoa; Arthropoda; Insecta; Diptera; Drosophilidae. The transcript has 3 exons.